AUGGUGGGUGAUCAUGUCUUUCUGAAAGUUUCACCUAGCAAAGGUGUCAUGAGAUUUGGACAGUCUGGUAAGCUGAGCCUGAGGUAUAUUGAUCCGUACGAAAUCCUGGAGCGAGUCAAUGAAGUGGCUUAUCGAUUAGCUUUACCCACAAACUUGGAUCGAGUGCAUAACGUCUUCCAUAUAUUGAUGUUGAGGAAGUAUAUUCCGGAUCCAAGCCACGUAAUUAGGCACGAGCCCUUACAAUUGAGGAACAAUAUGUCCUAUGAAGAGAAACCAAUUGAAAUUCUUGAUCGUAGAGAAAAGCAGCUCAGGAAUAAGACAAUCCAUAUGGUCAAAAUUCUGUGGGCUAACCAUUCAUCGUCUGAGGCCACGUGGGAAGUAGAAGAUCAAAUGCAAGCAAGAUACCCCCACCUAUUUGCUUAG
Molecule: messenger RNA, 423 nt
Organism: Beta vulgaris subsp. vulgaris (sugar beet)
Lineage: Eukaryota; Viridiplantae; Streptophyta; Magnoliopsida; Caryophyllales; Amaranthaceae
Exons: 1
Coding region: 1-423 (140 amino acids)
Source: RefSeq, a predicted model, not a curated record